This is a messenger RNA of Cyprinodon tularosa, 3192 nucleotides long. RefSeq names its product diacylglycerol kinase beta (gene dgkg). Gene Ontology annotation, cellular component: plasma membrane. NCBI's taxonomy places the organism in Eukaryota, Metazoa, Chordata, Actinopteri, Cyprinodontiformes, Cyprinodontidae. The annotation marks the transcript as partial. The record is from RefSeq and is a predicted model, not a curated record. Gene Ontology annotation, molecular function: calcium ion binding; ATP-dependent diacylglycerol kinase activity. Gene Ontology annotation, biological process: lipid phosphorylation; diacylglycerol metabolic process; intracellular signal transduction. The transcript has 19 exons.
CUGCUGAACCAAACUGACUUCCCUCCAUAUGACAGGGCUGAUUUCUGCUCUCUGGUCCCUGCUGCUGGAGAUGCUCUCUCUAAAUCAUCCCAGAAUCCAGGAGAAAACGAUCCAACUUCUAAUGGGAUCUCUCUUCUCUUCUCCCCCCCUCCUCCAGUCAUGUUCCGACUGUACGACACAGACGGGAACGGCGUGCUGGACAGCUCAGAGCUCGAUCGCAUCAUCAAUCAGAUGGUGCACGUGGCCGAAUAUCUGGAGUGGGAUUCAACAGAGCUGCGACCGAUACUGAAGGAGAUGAUGGAAGAAAUUGACUAUGACCGAGACGGGACGGUCACACUGGAGGAGUGGAUCAGAGGAGGCCUCACCACCAUCCCUCUACUGGUCCUGCUGGGCAUGGAAACGAAUGUGCAGGAGGACGGCCAGCAUGUUUGGCGUCUGAAGCACUUCAACAAACCCGCCUACUGUAACUUCUGCCACACCAUGCUGCUCGGCGUCCGCAAGCAGGGCCUGUGCUGCUCCUUAUGCAAGUACACAGUGCACGAACGCUGUGUGUCCAAAGACAUCGCCGCCUGCAUCAGCACCUACGCCAAGUCCCGCAGACACACCAAUGUUAUGCAGCAUGUCUGGAUGGAGGGAAAUUCUCCAACGAAGUGCGAUCGAUGUCACAGAAGCAUCAAGUGCUACCAGGGCCUGACGGGCCUGCACUGUGUCUGGUGCCAGUUGACGCUCCACAACAAGUGUGCAUCGCAUGUGAAGCCAGAGUGUGAUGGAGGAGCCCUGAGGGACCACACUCUGCUGCCUUCAUACAUCUGUCCAGUUGUCCUGGAUCGUCAUUCCGCCACAAAGCGAGGGGAGGGGGAUUCGCCUCCCAGCACCAGCCCCGAUGACCCCAACCAGACAUUUAAAUUCUCUCCUGGAGAUGGACAAGCACUGCAGAUCACCCCUCUCCCAGGAACUCACCCUCUCCUGGUCUUGGUCAACCCUAAGAGCGGAGGGCGGCAAGGGGAGCGUGUUCUCAGGAAGUUCAGGUAUCUGCUUAACCCCAGGCAGGUGUACAGUUUGGAGCAAGGAGGACCCAUGCAUGGGCUCAACUUUUUCCACGAAGUCCCUGAUUUCCGGGUGCUGGCCUGUGGAGGUGACGGUACUGUGGGUUGGAUCCUCGAUUGUAUAGAUAAGGCUAACUUUGCCAGACACCCUCCAGUGGCCAUCCUCCCUCUGGGCACAGGAAAUGACCUGGCACGAUGCUUACGCUGGGGAGGAGGCUAUGAAGGGGGCAGCUUGCUGAAAGUCCUGCGGGACAUUGAACACAGCAUAGAAGUGGUGUUGGACCGCUGGAAUAUUGACAUCGUUCCUGAUGACAAGGAGGAGAAGGGAGACCCUGUUCCUUACAGUAUUAUCAACAAUUACUUCUCUGUGGGAGUGGAUGCCUCUAUCGCCCACCGCUUUCAUCUGGUGAGGGAAAAACACCCUGAGAAAUUUAACAGCAGGAUGAAGAACAAGCUGUGGUACUUUGAGUUUGGCACCACUGAGACCAUAUCCGCCACCUGCAAGAAACUAAACGAAUGCAUAGAGGUGGAGUGCGACGGGAUCAUCUUGGACCUCAGCAAUACCUCCUUAGAGGGCAUAGCUGUUCUGAACAUUCCCAGCAUGCACGGGGGCUCCAACCUUUGGGGAGAGUCCAAGAAGAGACGGAAUUACAACCGCAUGAGCAAGAAGGUUGCAGACAGGAUGCCUGCCACCACCGUCACAGACGCUAAAGAGCUCAAGUUUUGCAUGCAAGACUUCAGUGACCAGCUCUUGGAGGUGGUUGGCCUGGAGGGGGCGAUAGAAAUGGGCCAGAUCUACACCGGGCUGAAGAGCGCAGGACGCAGACUGGCUCAAUGUGCCAACGUCACCAUCAGGACGUCUCGGCGGCUUCCCAUGCAGAUCGAUGGUGAGCCCUGGAUGCAGCCGCCCUGCACGGUCAGAAUCACGCACAAGAACCAGGUCCCCAUGUUGCUGGGCCCACCUCAGAAGACGCCGUUCUUCUUCUUUAAGAAACGCAACUGCAACCGCGACUAGCAUCCCACACCCCAUACACACCUCAAAGAUGGACACACAUUCCUACAGUACAUAGGUGCAGAUACUCAGACCAUCAGACAACAGCCGUGAUUCCAGAUUUGAAGGUUUAUUUUCGUCCUGACACUUUGAUGUCUACAGAUAGACUCUGUUUCAUUUACAACAGAACCGAACAAACAGAACAAACCAUCGAAAAACAUUCGACCCAUCAGCCUCUUAAAAGGUCCCGCCCAGGAAACCCAAAUCCAACACCAGUAGUGCACUGCCAGCCGAACUCUGCUGCAGAAUCUGCCGCCCCGUCAGAAACUGAAACACGCUACAGUGAGGAAGGCUGCCCACUGUUCACGGUGAAAUCAUCAGCUUGGUCUGCACACCUGCAUGAACAAUGCAGCCGCUCGUAUCCGGAUCUCCCAACAGACCCUCAUCCCGCCACAGGAAAGAAAGACCUCCUCCAUAAUUCACAGGCUGUGUUUGCAGACGGAUGGCCUGCAGAGGAUGGGAGCCUGCAGGGACUACGAAGUGUCACAUCCUACGAACCCAGAGGAAAAUAUGGGAAUAUUAUCACUUUAUAAUCAAUCGGGACUGAAAUAGAAAAUAGAGACGAUGAAGUUUGCUUGUGUUUUCUGUUAGAAAGUGAUGCAUGUGCUGUUAGACCAAAAUCCUGGUGGAUGUAGAAUAGAACAGCACCCACCUUGACCUUCUAGGCUGAAAUAAUAAACCCUCUCAGGGGUUUUUAAGGACCAGUUAUUAUCUUUUUUCUUGUUGUUAUUAUUUAAGAAGUAAAACAAGCUGAUAUAUCUACUCCAGGGAGCAUUUCUGUCACUGCACUGCUAAAGCGAUCUAGAAAUAAGUCAAAAUGUCUUAAAUUAAGUGUAUUUACCCUUAAAUUGAGGAGGUAAAUAAGAUGAUUUGCAAAUGGAAUGAGGAUUUAAAUCCUUAAAAUAGGUUAAUUAUAUACUACACUGCCUGGCCAAAAAAAAAAGUUGCCACCAAAAAAAAGGGUAAUUCACUCUAAUACUUUGUUUGACCGCCAUUAGCUCUUUACGGCCCGCAUUUGCUGUGGCAUUGUUUCGAUAAGCUUCUGCAAUGUCAAAAGAUUUAUUUCCAUCCAGUGUUGCAUUAAUUUUUCACCAA